Molecule: messenger RNA, 1617 nt
Organism: Colletotrichum costaricense
Lineage: Eukaryota; Fungi; Ascomycota; Sordariomycetes; Glomerellales; Glomerellaceae
Product: aminotransferase
Exons: 2
Coding region: 1-1617 (538 amino acids)
Biological process (GO): biosynthetic process
Molecular function (GO): pyridoxal phosphate binding; L-2-aminoadipate:2-oxoglutarate transaminase activity
Source: RefSeq, a predicted model, not a curated record
AUGAAGCAUCGCGUGACAACUGUAUCAAAACACCUUGCUCAAUUACCUCACCACCGGCGACCCCUCCUACACGACACCCGCAUCUCAUCAACUUGCGCGACCAGUGUAAACACUCGCAAGCUGCCAUUGAGUUUUGAUCCACACUCAGCACCUCGACGAUCCUUCUUCACCUCGGCAAAUUCUCUCUCAUCAUCAAGCAUGAACGCCCCCUUGCACAAGAAGCCAAUCAACCUCCUCCGAGGCUGGCCCUCGCCAUCCCUCCUCCCAGCCGCAGCCCUCUCCGCCGCGGCCGUAAAGACCCUCGCCGACCCCGCCGCCUACGUCCCGGGGCUCCAGUACGGUCCGGACCCGGGAUACCAGCCUCUCCGCGAGUCCAUCGCCCGCUGGCUGGCGGCAUUUUACCCCGCCGUCGACCCCGCACCUCCGUCUGCCGCGGAUGAUGCCACCACCACUACUGUCGCCGCCGGCCACCACGCGCCCGAUGUACGGCGCAUCUGCGUGACGGGCGGUGCAAGCCAGAAUCUGGCUUGUAUUCUGCAGUCCUUUACUGAUCCGCUCUACACGAAGAAUGUCUGGAUGGUGGCGCCGUGCUACUUUCUCGCCUGCCCCAUCUUUGCUGACGCUGGGUUCGACGGACGUCUGAAGGCAGUUCCUGAAGAUGAUGAUGGUAUUGAUAUCGAGUACUUGAGAAAGGGGCUCGAGGCCGCAGGAGAAGGCGGCGAUGAGCACUUCAAAGAAGCCAAAAAGAGAAAACUCUACCGCCACAUAAUCUACCUUGUCCCAACCUGCUCCAACCCAACAGGCAAAACAAUGUCCCUCCGCCGUCGUCACGAGCUCGUCCUCCUCGCCCGCAAACACGACGCCCUCCUCGUCUCCGACGACGUCUACGACUUCCUCCAAUGGCCCCUCUCCACCCCUCCUCAGCCAGGCUACACCCCCGAAAUGCGCAUCCCCCGCCUCGUAGACAUCGACCGCAGCCUAGGCGUCCCCGACGCCUCCUUCGGCAACGCGGUCUCCAACGGCUCCUUCAGCAAGAUCGUCGCCCCCGGCGUGCGCACGGGGUGGGCGGAGGGCAGUCCCGCGUUCGCGUUCGGUUUAUCCCAGACCGGGUCGACCUGUAGUGGUGGGGCGCCGAGCCAGUUGGCUGCCAUGAUGGUCGCGGAGCUGCUUGAGAGCGGUGAGCUGCAGAGGCAGCUUGAUCAGGAGACGCGUCCCGCGCUCGCGAGACGACAUGGGGCUAUGAUGCAAGCGAUUGCGGAGUACAUCCAGAAGCCGCUUGGCGAGGGUGUCGUUGUGCGCGGGUCGGCGUUGAAGGGGGCUGAGGUGUUUGGCGGGUACUUUGUGUGGUUUAGUUUGCCUGAGGGCAUGUCGAGUCGGGAGGUUGCUGUGAGGGCUAAGGAGACGGAGAAUCUUGUGAUUGGGCAUGGUGCGCAGUUUGAGGUGCAUGGGGACGAGGAUGCGGCGAGAUUUGAUCGGGAGAUUCGGUUGUGUUUCUCGUGGGAGCCGGAGGAGGAUGUUGUGGAGGGUGUUAAGAGGUUGGGAGCGGUGUUGAAGGCUAUGAAGGAUGGUGUUAAGUGGAAGUCCUCGAGUACGCUGGACGUAGAUAAUGUCAAAUAA